AAAGCUGUUAUAUCGGAGUCUCCAAACAGAAAACAAACACUUUUUAAUAUUCUAAAUAUUUUUUGAGUCUCCAAUAAUUAGACACUAAUAUAUGAGAAGUCAGCAUCAGAUAUUGUGUUGUUAAAGCUUUGUAUUGUUUUCAACAUUGUCAUCAAGAGUUGAGAAGUGGGUAUUUUCUCUGGUAUAAUAUAUCAGAUGGGUUGUUAGUGUUUUGUUUAUUCUUUGACUGGGCAUUCAAAGAUGGUGAAUUUCAAAGAGUUUUGGACUAAGAAAACUUUGAUUGGUCUUGUUUUGGGACAGUUUUUGUCUCUGCUUAUUACUUCUACUGGAUACGCAUCCAGUGAGCUCAGCAAAAAAGGAAUUAAUGCGCCAACAUCUCAGUCAUUUCUAAACUAUGUGCUAUUGGCCCUCAUUUAUGGAGCUGUCAUGCUUUACCGGAAACAAAAGCUUAAGGCAAAAUGGUACUACUAUGUAAUUCUUGCUUUGGUGGAUGUAGAGGCCAAUUUUCUUGUGGUGAAGGCAUAUCAGUACACGUCUAUGACAAGCGUCAUGCUGCUCGAUUGCUGGUCAAUUCCAUGUGUGAUGGUUCUUACAUAUUUUUUCUUGCACACAAAGUAUAGAUUCAAGAAGAUAGUUGGAGCACUGAUUUGCAUUGCUGGACUUGUCAUGGUUAUUUUUUCAGAUGUUCAUUCAAGUGACCGAUCAGCUGGGAGCAAACCUUUUGUAGGUGAUGCUUUUGUUAUUGCCGGUGCAACACUCUAUGCUGUCAGUAAUGUCAGUGAGGAGUUUCUUGUGAAGAAUGCAGAUAUGGUAGAACUUAUGUCUUUGCUUGGCUUUUUUGGUGCAAUCGUUAGCGCUAUCCAAAUAGCCAUUCUUGAGCGCACCGAGCUUAAAAAUAUUCGCUGGUCAGCUGGGGCUGCUCUACCAUUUUUUGGAUUUUCAGCGGCGAUGUUUCUGUUUUACUCAUUUGUACCAGUCUUACUUAAGCUUAGUGGAUCAACAAUGCUCAACCUGUCUUUGCUAACAUCAGAUAUGUGGUCUGUCCUUAUUCGCAUUUUUGCGUACCAUGAAAUGGUUGAUUGGAUGUACUAUGUGGCAUUUGCUGGUGUUGUUAUCGGUCUUGUCAUUUAUUCAGGGGGUGAUAAGGAAGAGAAUCAUCUCGCGGGUGUUGCUGAUGAAGAGGCAGCGCAAAAUAAGCUGUGCAAUGAAGAGGCCGGUUCUGGGAGCUGCAGCUACGGACCUUUAACGGGGAGCUCGAAAACAAGAGAUAUUCGGGAGGGGCAAGAGAAUGAAAACAAGAAUUUAGGAAAGGAAGGACAAGAGAAGGUGUCAUAAUUUAGAUAUUUUAUGGAUUGCUACUGCUCCACAAAGUGCAGCAGUCAUUAGAAUUUUGAUAGAAAAGAGGUAAUAAAAAUUAUUUUAGAGGUCUAUGAAUUAUGACACUAGUUUUGAAAGUUUAGUUAGGUUUCAUUGGUUUUAUCUGACUUCCAUUUUCCUGAAUUUGGCAACUGAAAUUCCUUUCUGGGGUUGAGCUAGGGGGGAACAUAUUUUUGUCAAAAUUGAAAUAACUCAUCAAACUGAAUUAAUUUAAUCAAAUCAAAUUAGUUAAUAUGA
Molecule: messenger RNA, 1614 nt
Organism: Mercurialis annua (annual mercury)
Lineage: Eukaryota; Viridiplantae; Streptophyta; Magnoliopsida; Malpighiales; Euphorbiaceae
Exons: 11
Coding region: 241-1335 (364 amino acids)
Biological process (GO): transmembrane transport
Cellular component (GO): membrane
Molecular function (GO): transmembrane transporter activity
Source: RefSeq, a predicted model, not a curated record